Bombyx mandarina (wild silkworm) is the source of this 803-nucleotide messenger RNA. RefSeq names its product Odorant-binding protein 73a (gene Obp73a). NCBI's taxonomy places the organism in Eukaryota, Metazoa, Arthropoda, Insecta, Lepidoptera, Bombycidae. The record is from RefSeq and is a predicted model, not a curated record. Gene Ontology annotation, molecular function: odorant binding.
UCUCGUUGCACAUAGCGUUCGACCGCGCCGCACCUUUCGCCGCCUGUUACUCGUACCCAAUAAAAAGCGUACGAUCGAUAUUCUAAAUUCAAAAGUGACAGAAAAUUAGUGGAUCUGUGUAAUAAAGAUGGUUCGUAAAAUCAGUGCGCUUCUCUGCUGUUUCUGCGUUUUGGGCAUAUCGAUGUGCGAUAGCGCUAUUUCUACGGACAACGAGCAGAGAUGCAAAAAUCCACCGACGGCUCCACAGAAGAUCGAACGUGUUAUAACCCUUUGCCAAGAUGAAAUCAAACUGUCAAUACUCAGAGAAGCCCUAGACGUCAUCAAAGAAGAACAUACCAUGCCGGCUGAACGGAAGCGUAACAAGAGAGAAGUACCCUUUACACACGAUGAGAAACGCAUUGCUGGGUGUCUACUGCAGUGCGUGUACAGGAAAGUGAAGGCAGUCGACGGUUUCGGUUUUCCGACCCUCGAAGGUCUCGUCGGAUUGUAUUCGGACGGAGUCAACGAGCGCGGCUACUUCAUGGCGGUUCUAGAAGCCUCCAGAGAAUGCCUGAUGAAGAACCACGAUAAGUUCUCCAGGACCACGCCUAUGGAUAACGGCCGCAACUGUGACGUGUCCUUCGAUAUAUUCGAGUGCAUAUCGGAUCGCAUCGGAGAGUACUGUGGCACUUCAGGCCUAUAAGUCUACACACAGAUAGUACACACUACACGUCACUGAAUUUCCAUCGAACUAAAAUUUUUUUUUCCUGCCUAAGUUGAUAGCCUUAAGAGGCUAUAUCAGCGACUAUAUCACGGGGCUCAAA